Carassius gibelio (silver crucian carp) is the source of this 3413-nucleotide messenger RNA. Its product is annotated as POU domain, class 3, transcription factor 2-like. Gene Ontology annotation, biological process: brain development; regulation of transcription by RNA polymerase II. Gene Ontology annotation, molecular function: RNA polymerase II cis-regulatory region sequence-specific DNA binding; DNA-binding transcription factor activity, RNA polymerase II-specific. The record is from RefSeq and is a predicted model, not a curated record. Lineage: Eukaryota; Metazoa; Chordata; Actinopteri; Cypriniformes; Cyprinidae. Gene Ontology annotation, cellular component: nucleus. The transcript has a single exon. Bases 235 to 1251 code for a protein of 338 amino acids.
GCCCAUUGCGCCCUGUCACUGCUGAUCCCUCUGUGCUUGUUUUCAGUGGAGCGCAAUGGGAUGGGGCUUCAGUGUCGACUCUACUGUGACCAAUGAACGCGUCGCUGCCGCAUCUGUCAAGCGCUUCUGACCAAUCGACAGCAGCGCGAGGCGGAUCUCAGGUGCGCGCCUCUGCGUCCUAGCGGCUCUGGCGGGCUGGGGAGCCGCCUGUGGCACAGAGUAGCUGUGGAAACUAUGGCGACCGCGGCGUCCAACCACUACAGCAUCCUCACAUCCAGCUCGGAGCACGGCAGCAUGCAGCAGACGCAGCCGCCGCAGUCCUACAGAGACGCGCAUAGCCUUCUGCAGAGCGAGUACACCACCCUGCAGAGCAGCGGCAGCACGCUUGGCCAUGCGCACCAGUGGUUGACGGCGGCGCUGUCUCACGGGGGAGAGGGGUCGCCGUGGCCCGCCAGCCCGCUGGGCGAGCAGGACAUUAAGCCGGUGGAGGAGCUGCAGCAUUCGCCGCGGCAGGCGCAUCUCGGGCAGCAGAGCCAGCAGCAUCACGAGGCAGGCACCUGGCGCGCCACCACCAUGCCUAGCAUGAGCAGCACUAACGGUCAGAGCUUGAUCUACUCUCAGUCCGGAUACGGAGAGCCGGGGAUGCACCAUGAGGAGAACCACAGCCCUCAUCUGAGCGAGCACGGUCAUCCGCAGAGCCUGCACUCAGACGAGGACACUCCGACCUCAGACGACCUGGAGCAGUUCGCCAAGCUGUUCAAGCAGCGCCGGAUCAAGCUGGGUUUUACGCAGGCGGACGUGGGGCUCGCGCUGGGCACCCUCUACGGCAACGUAUUCUCACAGACCACCAUCUGCAGGUUCGAGGCGCUCCAGCUGAGCUUCAAGAACAUGUGCAAACUCAAGCCCCUGCUGAACAAAUGGCUGGAGGAGGCAGACUCCACCUCGGGAAGCCCGACCAGCCUGGAUAAGAUCGCGGCGCAGGGGAGGAAGAGGAAAAAGCGGACCUCUAUCGAGGUGAGUGUCAAAGGGGCCCUGGAGAGCCAUUUCCUCAAGUGCCCCAAACCCGGCGCGUCGGAGAUCAACUCGCUGGCGGAGAGCCUGCAGCUGGAGAAGGAGGUGGUCCGGGUUUGGUUCUGCAACCGGCGGCAGAAGGAGAAGCGAAUGACGCCCCAAAACGGUCCGAUGCCCGGGAACGAGGAUGUGUACGAGGACGACUCGCCUCACCACGGCGCACAGACACCUGUUCCGUGAGAAAGGGGCGGCCUGAAACAUAAACGACUGUCUCUUUGUCCCGGUCACAAGCCCGCUCGGGGCGGACCGACGGUGAUGAAGUGUCUCUGUGUGUGGCACCUCCGAGGGCGCGGAGAGCGCGCGUGGUUGCGCGAACAAUAUACAGGCGCGGGCGCCAGAAAACACGCUCUGAGGCGUUACGCACCGCGCUGAACUUAAAAGUGGAACGUAAAUAUUAUUUUAUUUAAGAUAUUUCUUUCUUUUUUUUUAAGUCCGGGGAUCUGUGAAAGCAUCAUAUCACUUCUAACCGAAAGCUGUGAAAAAAAGGCGUCAGGGGCGCGCCAUCUUCCCCUCAUGACCACAAAAGGUUUCUUACUGAUUGAAAUUAAUCCGGUGCCGUCUUCUGUGCGUUCUCUUCCAUAUAUUAAUGGAAAAUGUUUCGUUAUUAUUAAUAUUAUUAUUAUUACUAUUCUUUCCGUCACAAUAAAAAAAAUUUUUAAUAGGCCUACUGAAUAAAAUUAUAUUUCAUUCGCCUUUAUAUAUGAAUGGCAAUAAAUAACCUUAUAAUAAUAACCAUAAUCAUAAUAAUAAACUAAAUAUUUCUAAAUUAUUUAAAUAAAUAAAAAAAUCCAAAAAUUCCUAAUAUGAAAAAUUAACAACUAUAACAAUAUUUAUUAUUGUUAUUUUAUUAUUAUUAACACCAUGUACAUACUAUUAAUUUAUCUGAGAGUAUCGCUGUUAAAUACAAACGUGACCAAUUCUUUAAAAGUCUCAUUUCGGUCACAACAAAGGCUGCCAAGUGCUGCUGUGUGUCUGUCUUUCACAGGCAAAGCAACCUGAUUUCAUGCAGAUCACGCAUUCACACAGCUGGUGCAAAACAGAGGCCUGAGGAAGCAGUAAAACCCAGAAUCGCAGAAUUUUGUGGAUCAUAUCGAAAUAUUCAUAAAUAAAAUUAAUGGAUACCAGCUCUUUAUAAUUAACCACCCAGUUUGGGCUUUCUUAGCAUUUUGAGUGAAUUUCUACAAGCGUGCACCAAAAGCGUUCAUGAUUUGAGACAGUGGCUUGUUUAUAAAGAUUCUUCCUCCUCUUAAUUGAAACCAUUUUUGGUUAUUUAGCCUUUUCUAAUCUAGGAAAUCUAAAAGAAACCAAAACGGGCUUGUCUAAUUUAUGAUAUUUUAUAUUAAAGAUAACAACAAACCAAGCUUUUAUUUAAUUUCAGUCAUUUGUCUGGAAACGCUUUUUGUGGAAAUGACAAGAUGUAAAAACUGCAUUGAUGACGACAAAAUAAUAAUAAUAAACGCAAAUUGUUCUUGCUUGUAAUCAUUCACCAUUCGUCAUCAUUAAAGAUUUAAAAACAACGAAGACAAUAUAAUAAUAAUAAUUACAGACUAACAGAGGCCAGUUCAUCUUGCCCAUUAUUACUAGCUAUAGUAACAUUGUGUGAUUUUGUGCGUCAACUAAAUGUAUUAAGUCUCAACAUGUUUGUAUCUGUUUGCUCUUUGGUGUUUCUUGUUUAUCCCAAAUUUGUCUCCUUUUGUUUGACGGGAAAUAUUACACCAGCUGUGUUACGCUGAUUUGAUGGCCUGCAUCGAAAAACAAGGACAUUGUGCGAGGAUUUUUCAGUUGCAUUUUCUAUGGCUCUGUGGAUACUUGUAUAUUUGUGCACUUAACCUGGCACUGCCAAAGCACAAGCUGUCAGUGUGCCCUAUUGAGACCAGUAAUGUAUUUGGUUUUGACAGAAAAAUUGCACAGUUUUUAAACGCCUUUUGUCAUUAAAUGAAUACGUUUUUAUAUAAAGAAGUGCCUCUCAUCAAUCUGUGUCCUGCGCAUGAAGAUCCUAAAUGGAUUCACAAUUUCACACAUUCGAGCAUCAAGGCUGCUGAAUAUAAUGUUGCCUCGGGAUGAGAUGAUGCUGUAGAUCCAUCGCAGCCCGUUGCAAUUCCUUCGCUUCGAUUUCUGCGUGACCAUGGAGACAAAUGUUUGCCAUUUCACUGGUAAUGAAGACGGAUUUGACGGGUUCAAACGUGUUCCGAAAGAGAUCGGAAAAGUACGUGAAUAUUUUAUGAUGCUAUUCUGGAUCUAAAUAGGACUUAUUUUUAAAUUUAAAACUGGCAAAUGGCUUUACAUUUAUGAAAGCAAAAUAACAAACUACCUCUAGUGAUAUUGUAAUAAUAGAUUUUAAA